CCUGAACGCACUUACCACAUGUACAUGAUUUAACAUCCAAGGGCCUUUGAAACUAUGGCUCUAGACUCCUCGAGGAAACGUCACCAGAUGUUGCAGCAGUCAGCAGCUUCUGUCUCUGAUGACGACUGGAAAGGAGUCACUAACCCCGCUGCGCGCCGGAGAGUUCAAAACCGUCUUAACCAGAGAGCCUACCGAUUACGUCGGAGUAUCCGGGACAAUGAAGGAGCACAGGCGGAUAAUGCAUUUACUGUGCCCGCUGAUCAACGCCAUCUGCCCGGAAACUCUGCUGCCGAAGCACCCACGCAGCAUGACUCGAUUACGUGCAGGUUAUCCGACAUUCAGCAUCAUCAAUGCACAUUCGCACCUCCAAAUGUACACAAAUUGAUGACCCAGUUCGAGAAGAGCGCAAUGACGAGGUACAUGGAGGGGUCUCCCAAAACAGAUCUGCUCCUCAAUUUGAGCAGAUUGAAUGUCCUACGUGCAGCUUACCAGAAAGCGGUUGCAGUUGGCAUGGCUAUCGAAUGGAUGUGCGAGGACAACACUGUUUCGAUUUUUAGUUUGGCCCGGCCACAUCUGUCUGAGGAUAGCAUUCCUCAAAGUUUACGACCGACACCACUUCAGAGAGCAGUUCCACACCACCCGUGGCUUGAUAUUUUCCCGUUUCCGCAAAUGAGGGACAACCUGAUCCGCGCGGGAGAUAGCUUAGAUGAUGAUGAACUGUGCCAUGACCUCACAGCAUUUUGGGAUACACGCAGUAGCCGUGCAACAAUGCUUGUGUGGGGAACCCCAUGGGAUCCGAAAAAUUGGGAGGUUACUGAGGAUUUUGCUCGGAAAUGGCGGGUCUUUCUUUAUGGCUGCCCUGAGAUUUUGGUUUCGACGAAUAACUGGAGAGUCCGGAGGGGUGAGAAACCAAUUAUAUGGCGAAGGCUUCUGACAAAUGACGGGCAAGUGUAGAUGAUGGUCAUUGCGUGUCUAACAAUUUGAUCGACGACCUUGUACGUGUCUCAAUCCUGCUGUACGGCAGGAUCCCAAGUGGAAGGUGCAUAGCCAUCCGUUUUCAGGGCUUUCAUGUCCUCGUCUAGCCCAAAGUCGAACACGUUCGCGUCCUCCUUGGUACGCUCGGUGGUAGUAGAUUUGGACAGUGGGAUGAAACCAGAAUGAGUAAAUUGGCAUCGUGUUAGCUAGGCUGCCUCUCAGAAAAGAUCAUGCAC
Messenger RNA from Aspergillus wentii DTO 134E9, 1211 nucleotides. RefSeq names its product bZIP transcription factor. NCBI's taxonomy places the organism in Eukaryota, Fungi, Ascomycota, Eurotiomycetes, Eurotiales, Aspergillaceae. The transcript has 2 exons. The coding region runs from base 55 to 954 and encodes 299 amino acids. The record is from RefSeq and is a predicted model, not a curated record.